GAUGUCUUUGUCCAGCGGCGUGGUGUUCCUGCUCUUCCUGUGGACCUGGGACGUGUUGGCUGCCUCCAUCCUCGUUGUGACCAACCAAGGAGUGACCGUGGGAAGAGGCCAAACCGUUUACGUCACCGAAAAUGAACUACACUUCAACAUCCCGAGCGACAGAGACUCCUGCAAGGUCGAAGUGGUCUUGAAUGAGCCCACCACCCAACGAGUUGGACUUCUAUCUCCUCAGGCAUUUGACUGUAACUUCCUGCCGGAUGAAGUGCGGUACACACACAAUGGAUCCCCCAUGCUGGAUGUCGAUCACGUGAUGCUCAGAGUGUACAGGUUUUCUGAACGGGAGACAUUGGUGGAAAGUUUUAUUUUAGAAGUAAAUAUUUCAGAGUCAUUGGCCGGCAUUGUUCUUCUUGGAGAGAACUCUUUAGAAGUUCCAGAGUUUUAUGGCAUUUCAUCUAAAUCGGUGGACAAAAACAUUCUGACAUUCAAGCAAAGUUUGGAAAGACCAGGGACAAACUGUGUGGCCAGGACCCUGGGGUCUGAAUUGGGUCUUCCCACCUUUGGACAGAUGGUGAUAGACGAUUCAAAGCGUGACAGCAGACUUGUUGCUGGGUCUCCGCCGCACCCUCGAGUCAGGAACUACAGGCAAGAAAAAUUGCGGUGUUCCGGCAACAAGGCAUGCCACCCGGGACUAAAGGAAAUUAGAUCAUUGAAGGCCAACUGUGCCGAUCUUCUUGAGAUGGGUAUCAAAUAUGAACACUUCAGUCCUCCCUCCCCCGAUGUCGAUUACAUACCACUCCAGAUUGAGUAUCGCAGCCAAGACAAUCGAAAACAAUUGCAGGCUCAGAAUAUUUGGAUUCCUGUAAGAAUCUCAGGGGCAAUCCCCAACACUCCACCCCGUGCGGCCUUCAUGCCCAUGUUUAUCUUGGAAAUCGACCAGUUCAUCUUGACCCCUCUUACGACGGCCACUCUCGAUGCUGAAGAUGAUGAGACUCCAAAGAGCAAACUUGUGUUUAAGAUCAGUAAGCCACCUCCAGAGGGCUACAUCACCCACACAGAUGACCAGACCAAAGCCAUUACCUCCUUCACCUGGCAAGACUUACAUGACCUUAAGAUAGCAUACCAGCCACCCAACACCUCCCAUCCCGAAAGACGCAACUAUGAGGUUGAAUUUCAGGCGAUCGAUAGCUAUUUCCUGAGCAGCCGCCCAAUAAUGGUCCACUUCUCCAUUAGAACUGCAGAGACAAACGCCCCGCGAGUGUCCUGGAAUAUGGGUCUGAACUUGCUGGAGGGACAGUCUCGCCCCAUCGGCUGGGAUCUGUUUCAGGUCGUGGAUAACGAUAACAUUCAAGCUGUUCGUCUGGUAACAGUGGAUGGGCUGCAUCACGGACGUCUCACGCUGAGAGACUCCAAGGCUUUUAUAUUCACCGUCCAGGACAUCAAAGAUGGCAUUGUGCGUUACCAUCACGAUGACAGCGACACCACCAAGGAUUUCGUUGUCUUCCGAAUUUUUGAUGGCAAACACAGCAUCCGACACAAGUUCCCCAUCAACAUUCUCCCUAAGGACGACAGCCCGCCCUUCCUGGUUAACAACGUGGGCUUCGAGCUCCUGGAAGGUGCCUCCAUCCUCAUAGAGAAGGACAUGUUGCUGGCAACAGAUAUGGAUUCCAGUGAUGACCACAUCCGCUACAACAUCACCGGGCUGCCCAAAGCUGGAGAACUGGUGAAGAGAUAUUCCUCCGAGAGUCCCGGUGUUCCCGUACUGACAUUCCUGCAGAGGGAUCUCUUCCGAGGCCUCAUCUAUUACAGACACUUUGGAGGGGAGAUCUUCCAGGACUCCUUCGAGUUUGUGUUGUCGGACAGCCACCAGCCUCCCAACUAUUCAGACAAGCACGUUGUUGUAAUCCUCAUUGCUUCUGUGAAGGAUCAGCUACCCAAAGAAGUAGCUGGAAGUACAAGACAUCUAUCCGUGAGAGAGAACGAGGUGACCAGAAUUGGCAGGAGUCAACUACACUUCACCGAUACCGAGUCACCGCAUAGCCAGCUCUUGUACACCAUCACCAAGCCGUGUUACUCUCUGAUGUCCCCAGGUAUCCAAGAUGCUGGAAGACUUAUCUUUGUAGAUACUGCAAACGCUUUAGAAAAAGAUCCAUUAAUCCCCACCCUGCAUGCUUUCACCCAGGAAGCAGUAACCCACCUGAAAGUGGCAUACAUGCCCCCGAUCCAGGACAUCGGGCCCGAACCCAUGUAUGUUCAGUUCGAGUUCUCAGUCAGCGAUGAACACGGAGGGAAGUUGACCGGACUCCUCUUCAAUAUAACGGUGAUGCCGGUGGAUGACCAGAUCCCCAAGAUUUUUACCAGCCCUGUGAGAACCGAGGAAGGAGCCAGCUGUCUAAUAAGCGGGGAAAAUAUUGUUCUCUCCGAUGUGGACACAAAAGAGGAGAAUCUGAGAAUUAUACUGAAGUCCCGUCCCCUGCAUGGAAACCUGGAACUUCGCGGAGUCAUCUUGCCCGAGGGAAGCUCCUUUAAUCUGCAAGAUCUGCGAGCCUUGAAUGUCAGGUAUCAGCACGACGAUUCAGAAUCACAUGAAGACGCGAUUGUUUUCACCGUGACGGAUGGGAAUAACGCAGCGGAUGGAGUGCUUGGUGUCCAGAUUAUACUGGUGAAUGAUGAACCCCCAGAGUUGCAGCCUGGCUUGAAAUCCAAUAUAGAUUGCCCAGAGGGUGGCCACAUCUACAUAACGGCUGAAAACCUCUAUGCAACGGACCCAGACAGCGAUGACGCAAAGCUCACGUACAUGGUCGCCCGCAUGCCUCUGUAUGGGAUGAUACAGAGACAAGGGGUCAUGGUGGAAAAGUUCACACAGCUUGAUGUUAUUCAGGGGUUAGUUGCAUAUAUCCACACAGGAGGCGAGAUUGGACCCCAUCCCCAGGCAGAUACGGUUACUCUAAUAGUCUCCGAUGGUGAAUCCUCCACAGCCGACACCUGUUGCUUCAACGGCCCUCUUCCCCCUCCGAUCCCUCUUCACGCCAGCCUUCCCGUCUACGACCUGAACAUCACUCUAACGCCCGUCAAUAAUCAGCAACCCAUCAUGCACGUUGGCGAUAUAUUUGUGGUGGAUGAAGGCUCGUCGUCUGUCGUCACCCCAGCCCACCUGAGCUCCUCCGACGUGGACACCCUGGCUGACACUUUAAUAUUCUUCAUGGAGACGCAACCACAAUUCGGAUACCUGAAGAACACGCUGCCCGCGCCUGGCUCAGAAAAGUCCGCCUCUGAGAUAAAAAUAAGUUCCUUCAGCUUGCAGCAAGCCACCUCCGGGUACAUCCACUACGUCCAGUCCCAUCAUCGCGGCAUAGAACCCACAGGGGACUUCUUCAUGAUCUCGGUCAGCGAUUCCCUCCACAAAUCUAUGAGCGUUCCUUUCUACAUCGUCAUCAAACCGACUAACGAUGAACAACCUCAGCUGCACGUCAAGAACCUCACGAUCAUUGAAGGGGGGAGCUGCGAGAUCGGGCCGGCCACAUUGAACGCGGAAGACCUGGACGUCCCGGCGGACGCGCUGCGAUUCACGGUCAUAAUCCCCCCCGCGCACGGCUGGUUAUUAAACGCCGCAGAUGGUAAGAAUAUCACGGCGGACAGAAAUGAGAAUUUCGGAGAGUGGGGGAAAGGCUCGACCAUUGACAGCUUCACCUUGGAUGAACUGAAGCAAGGAACGGCCUUUGUGUACACGCACGACGACACAGACACGACGCAAGAUGGCUUCACCGUCCAGCUGACAGAUGGCAGGCACACAGUCCAGGACACGUUAUACGUGCGCGUCGUGCCCGUCAACGAUGAGAAACCGACUCUGAUCAGAAACGGAGGAUUGGAAGUGGAGGCUGCCGGUAAUAAAGUCAUCUCCAGCGUUGUCCUGGAGGCCGAAGAUCGAGAUUCUCAAAGACGAUCCAUUUAUUACGUCAUCAACAACGGCCCGACCUUCGGAGAGCUGAAGAUGAAGGCGGGGCCUCUGUGGGUGACACUGCACCCCGGAAUGAACUUCACGCAGGAAGACGUUGACAUGAAUCACAUCUGGUAUUUCCACACCACCGUCCUCGGCUGUAGAGGCCGCGACAGCCUCCGAUUCCACCUGACGGACGGGGAACACGGCUCGCCCCCCGAAACCUUCCACCUCUCCAUUCUAAACCUGGAGAAAGGUGACAUCGUCCUCCUCACCAGACCCGUAACUUUAACAGAGGGUGACAGGGUGACCUUGACGACAGCUGUUCUCUUGGCAACAGAUGGCACGGGCAAACCGGAGAGGCUGCUGUAUGCCGUCUCCGUGCCACCUGUCCAUGGUCAGAUUGAGUACAUCAAUUAUCCCGGCUUGCCCAUCUCCAGCUUCAGCCAGUUGGAUGUCGCGGCUCAGAAGGUUUGCUACGUCCAUGACAACAGCCGCGAGGCCGGGAAGGAUUCAUUCAGUUUUACUGUGAGCAACGGGCUGACGGCAAAAGACGGCUCACUGGAGUUUCUCACCAAGCGCACCGACCGGGUGCCGCCAACCCUCCUGAACAAUAAAGGUCUCCAGGUGACCGAAGGCGGAGUGAUGGUCAUCUCCUCCCAUCAGCUACAGUUAACGGACCCGGACAGCCCCCUGGAGAAACUGCGCUACAAAAUUAUGGAGUGCCCUCAGCAUGGGCAGCUGUACCUGGGCGACCGUCUGCUACAGGAGAACCAAUUCACUCAGGUUGAUAUAGACAACCUCUUCCUGUCCUACCGCCACUAUGGCGGACUGGCGAAAGGGGACCGAUUUUCAUUCGUUGCUACAGAUGACGUGAACAAAGGCUUCUUGGUUGAUGGCCAGUUGAGAGAAGAUUCUGCCGCCUUUGUCAUUCAGGUGGAGCAUGUGGAUAAAAUGCCCCCCAAAAUUCUGCACAAGGAGAGACCGUCUACGGUGGAAAACCUGAAAGAUGGGAAAUCUGUUAUCCAGAUCACAUCACGAACCCUGAAGGCCUCGGAUCCCGACAGCCCCGAUGACGACCUUGUCUACGUCAUUCUGAGAUCUCCCCAUUUUGGACACUUGGAAUACACGAAAACAGGAGAUCACAUCGGAAGGACGUUCACACAGAACGAUGUUAAUCAGAGGCUGGUUCGCUAUGUCAUUAACCCCUCGUUAGAUGUGACUUCAGACAGCUUUGAAUUCCAAGUCUCUGACCCAGCCGGAAACAAAAGUCCUCCUGAAAUUCUUGAACUGCACUGGUCGAUCUUACAACUCGCCGAGCCGUAUUAUCGCGUUUGUGAAAACUCGGGGACCCUCGCCGUCAGGCUGCUGAGAGCCGGGAGCAGCACGGAUCCGGCAUUCAUCGGUAUAAAGGUCCAGGAACUCUCCGCCCGACACGGCCUGGAUUUCACACACAGUAGUGCAAGCCUCGUCCAGUUUGACCCAGGAGUUUCCACAAAAACCUGGAACAUUUACUUAAAGAACGACGGUUUGGAGGAAAAUCACGAGCUUCUGAAAAUCAUACUGAGGACCCCCAAGAACGCCGUAGCGGGGAAGAAUCAGGAGGCCACUGUGGAGAUCGUGGAUCCCAGAGACGGUCAGUGCGGGGGCCGCAAUGCGAACGCAAGGGACCGAGGAAAGAUCACUCAGAUUCGGCUGCCAAACACGCGCGCCUCCGUCCAAGUCGCCGCCCCUCGAAUGUAUCAUUCCGCGCCCGACAUGGACGACCGCCCGGGACAGGAGCUGGCCUUUGCUGGAAGCCGCGUCCUCUAUCAUGGGAUGAUGCCAAUGAGUGGAGCUCAGCAGUCCCGCGGAAGAGGACAAGUCUGGCUGGUUGGAGCUCCCCCCAGUCUUUCUACUCCAGAGCACCCCCAACACGACUCCGCCCCUCCAGACUCAAUAAGCCAAUCAAGUAACAGGACGAAGCAGCUAGAGAAGCGGAGAAGAUGUCCUGCUGGGUGGACACAUCACCACAAGCACUGCUAUCAUCUGAUUACCCGGAAGAGGAGCACCUGGGAGGAGGCAGAGGAGGACUGUGCACAAAUGUCAGGCAGUCAUCUAACAAGUGUGCACUCACAAUCGGCCAUGAGGUGGCUCUGGAAUUUUGCCAACAGGAAGCCAUUUUGGAUCGGCCUGAGGUCAGCGGAGAGACCCUCAGCCCGGUCCUGGGCCAACGGACAACAAUGGACGCCCAGUAGCUUCAACCCCUCCCUUCCCUCUUUGUCUGGAGCCUCGGAGAAGAGCUGUGUCCUCGUCCGGAGGCAGGAGGAAUGGACGGAGAGAAGCUGCGGAGAGAGACACAGAUACAUCUGCUCCGUGCCGUUAUAAAGCUGCUGAAUCCGACCGGCGGCGGGAAGCGAACGGCGCCCACGUUUAACCUUACAGAUAGUAAAGCGAGGGAUUACGGGGAUAUUACUCUCCAUCCCUGAGGAGCCGUACCCGGCGCAGUGCACAACGCUUGUAUUUAAAGCCGACGUUUGUAGGAGUUUUAUGUCAAUUUUAUGAGAACUCGUAAAUCGUCCUCCUAGGAAAUGUUUCACUUUUUUUACUUUUUACAAAAAACUUUUCACC
Nanorana parkeri is the source of this 6544-nucleotide messenger RNA. RefSeq names its product FRAS1-related extracellular matrix protein 1-like. Bases 2 to 6301 code for a protein of 2099 amino acids. Gene Ontology annotation, cellular component: membrane. Gene Ontology annotation, biological process: cell communication. The transcript is spliced from 34 exons. NCBI's taxonomy places the organism in Eukaryota, Metazoa, Chordata, Amphibia, Anura, Dicroglossidae. The record is from RefSeq and is a predicted model, not a curated record.